GGUGGCUUUCCAGCUUUGUGGGAGGGUCUACCAGGAACUGGGUGGCAGGGACUUACCAAGCUGCUUCUGCUUCUCCUCUCCUCCCCUUGAAGGGCAAGAUGGUUCUCCAGGAGGGCUUUCCCUGCUGUGUGGCUCACGGCCAGGGGAGGCCAGGGCAAGGUCACCUGAGGAGGAGAACCAAAAAGGGCUUCCAUGUGUGGUUGCUUGAUGAAUGCUGGUGAAAACUCACACCAAGUGCUUGCAGGAUCAGCACCCUGGUGUAUUGCUUUGCUGUUUCCCUGGCAUCAGCCUACCUUCCCAGGUGUCAUGGCAACCCUUGUGCCACACUGCAGAGUCGUGCUCUCGCCUACAGAAAGGUCAUUAAAGACCCCAGCGACAGAGGACCUCUGUCUUCCCUGCUGAAUGGUUUCUUCCUGUGUCCUGACCUUCUUAUUUGAGCUGAAAGGCCAGCUAUGGUGGCUGGUCAGUUACUGUGGAAACUUUCAGGGUGCAGAGUUGGAUCAGCCCUUUAAGAGGGAAGUAUUCUACUUGCCAGUUUAGUGUUGAACAAUAGAUAUGAAUUCCCAGGUGCAGCAGAACUACCACGUGGACUGUGAGGCUGCUGUGAACCACAUGGUGAACCUGGAGCUCCAUGUCAGCUACGUCUAUCUUUCCAUGUCCUACUACUUCAGCCGUGAUGAUGUUGCCCUCAAGCAUGUAGCUACAUUCUUGAAAGAGGAAUCACUCAAGAAGAGGGGAUAUGCAGAGAUGUUAUUGAAAUACCAGAACAAGCGAGGGGGGUGCAUCGUUCUUCAAGACAUUCAGAAGCCGGAGCAGGAUGAGUGGCAGUCCAGCCUUGAAGCCUUCCAGAGUGCUCUUCGGCUGGAAGGAAAGGUGAACCAAGGUCUCCUGGACUUACACAAGCUGGCUCUGGAGAAGGAGGAUCCUCAUCUGUGUCACUUUCUAAAGUCUCUGUUUUUGGAGGAACAAGUGAAGGCCAUCAAGCAGUUGGCAGACCAUCUAUCUAACUUGAGGCGCCUGGGAGUGCCCCAGGAUGGCUUGGGAGAGCACCUCUUUGACAAGCUCACCCUGGGGGCGUGCAGCUGAAAUGGCAAAGGACAUGCCCCAAAUCAGCGGCUAUUAGUUAUACACGAAGCCCUUGCAAUAAAACAUGGAUGUCAAUUGAACCCAAUC
Lacerta agilis (Sand lizard) is the source of this 1173-nucleotide messenger RNA. RefSeq names its product ferritin heavy chain A-like. Gene Ontology annotation, biological process: iron ion transport; intracellular iron ion homeostasis. Lineage: Eukaryota; Metazoa; Chordata; Lepidosauria; Squamata; Lacertidae. The transcript is spliced from 4 exons. Gene Ontology annotation, cellular component: cytoplasm. Bases 556 to 1086 code for a protein of 176 amino acids. The record is from RefSeq and is a predicted model, not a curated record. Gene Ontology annotation, molecular function: ferric iron binding; ferrous iron binding.